Messenger RNA from Jatropha curcas, 3014 nucleotides. It is a transcript of the gene TPS11, whose product is annotated as trehalose phosphatase/synthase 11. The record is from RefSeq and is a predicted model, not a curated record. Gene Ontology annotation, molecular function: trehalose-phosphatase activity. Lineage: Eukaryota; Viridiplantae; Streptophyta; Magnoliopsida; Malpighiales; Euphorbiaceae. Gene Ontology annotation, cellular component: cytosol. Gene Ontology annotation, biological process: trehalose biosynthetic process.
CGGUCUCUCUUCCACACUUCUUGAGUUCUCUUUCGUUCUUAUCCUUCUUUCUUCUUUCCUUACACAAAACUUUCUCUGUUAUGGAAGUUUUAUCAGUUCUUUUGAUUCUCAUUAAUCACCUACAUCUUUUUUCUCUCUAUAAAAGCCUUCUCUAUCCCUCAGCACGACCCCAUUAACCCUAAUAGCCUCUUUUCUCGAAAACAUAUUCUUUUCUUGAUUUUCUCGUUUCUUGUUCAAUAUAGUGUCAAAAUCUUGCAUGGAAUGUUUCAAUUUGAUCUCCGUUGAUGAUUUCAGUGUUUGCAAUCGUAUCCCUCGUGUCAUGAAGGUGCCUGGAAUAAUCUCAGAUAUAGAAGAAAGCAGCGACGGCGAAACGAUGUCAUCUCUCCCUAAUGAACGUCGUAUCAUCGUUGCAAACCAGCUUCCAAUACGAUCAUAUAAAGAUGAAGAAACGAAUAAGUGGUGUUUUGAGCUGGAUAAGGACAGUCUUUACUUGCAGUUAAAAGAUGGGUUCCCUUCUGAUACAGGAGUUAUCUAUAUAGGGACAUUAAAGGCUGAAAUUGAAAAUAAAGAUCAAGAAUCGGUUUCUCAAUUUUUAUUUGAGAAAUUUGGUUGUCUGCCUGUUUUCUUGAAUCCUGAUUUGCAAUAUAAGUUCUACCAUGGGUUUUGCAAGCACUAUUUAUGGCCUCUGUUUCAUUACAUGUUGCCUAUAUCAUCUAGUGAUGGUGCUCGGUAUGAUAGAUCACAAUGGCUAGCUUAUGUGUCUGCAAAUAAGUUAUUUGCAGACGCAAUUAUGCAAGUUUUAAACCCAGAUGAGGAUUCAGUAUGGGUGCAUGACUAUCAUCUUAUGGUGUUGCCUACUUUGUUGAGAAGGAGGUUUCAUAGAGUAAAAUUGGGGUUUUUCUUACAUAGUACUUUUCCAUCUUCAGAAAUUUUUAGGACCAUACCAGUGAGGGAAGAAAUUCUAAAAGGGUUCCUAAAUUGUGAUCUUGUUGGAUUUCAUACUUUUGAUUAUGCACGACAUUUCUUGUCUUGUUGUAGUAGAUUGUUGGGCCUUAAUUAUGAGUCUAAAAGAGGGUAUCUUGGGUUGGACUAUUUUGGCAGAACUGUUAGUAUUAAGAUUUUGCCUGCUGGGAUUCAUAUGGGGCAACUUGAAUCUAUUUUGAAUAUGGAGGAAACAGCUAAAUUGGCUAAAGAAUUGAAGGAGAAAUUUAAAGGGAGGAUUGUGAUGGUAAGUGCUGAUGAUUUAGAUAUAUUUAAAGGUAUUAGUUUAAAGUUUUUAGCAAUUUGGAGGUUAUUAGAAGAACACAAGUACUUAAGAGGGAAACUAGUACUUGUCCAAAUUGCUAAUCCUGCAAGGAGUCAAGGGAAAGAUAUUCAAGAAGUACAAAAUGAGGUGAAUUUUCUUGUUAAACAUAUAAAUUUGAUGUAUGGCGAGGUAGAUUAUGAGCCCAUUGUGUUUAUUAAUCGCCCGGUUAGUACUCAAGAGAAGGCAGCUUAUUAUGCAAUAUCAGAUUGUUGUGUGGUUAAUGCAGUUAGAGAUGGGAUGAAUUUGGUUUCUUAUAAGUAUACUGUUUGUAGACAGGGGAGCUCUGUUUUAGACAGGGCAUUAGGGAUUGAUGAGAAGUCUAAUCCAAGAAAGAGUGUUUUAAUAGUCUCUGAAUUCAUUGGUUGUUCACCUUCUCUUAGCGGAGCGAUUCGUGUAAAUCCUUGGAAUAUUGAUGAUGUUGCUCAAUCAAUACUUGGGGCUAUCAAAAUGAGUGAGGAGGAGAAGCAUUUGAGACAUGAAAAACAUUACAAGUAUAUUAGCUCUCAUGAUGUUGCUUAUUGGGCAAAAAGUUUCGAUCAAGAUCUUGAAAGAGCUUGUAGAGAACAUUAUUCGAAGAGGUAUUGGGGUGUUGGGUUAGGUUUAGGAUUUAGAAUUGUUGCUUUGGGACCAAACUUUAGGAAGCUUGCUGUGGAACCAAUUGUCAAUGCUUAUAAUAAAACAACUAGUCGUUUGAUCCUUUUAGACUAUGAUGGUACUAUGAUGGCACAGAGUUCUAUGGACAAAACUCCUAGUGGUGAAGUUAUUUCAGUCUUGAAUUUGUUGUGCAGAGAUCCCAAGAACGUUGUUUUUCUUGUAAGUGGAAGAGGAAAGGAUCCUUUAAGCAAAUGGUUCUCUCCAUGUGAGAAAUUGGGUAUUUCUGCUGAGCAUGGUUUUUUUACUAGGUGGUCAAAGGAUUCUCCAUGGGAGACUUGCUCGGUGGCUAUAGAUAAUGAGUGGAAAAAGAUUGUUGAACCAGUAAUGCAGCUUUAUACUGAGUCCACUGAUGGUUCUUUUAUAGAGCAGAAAGAAAGUGCAUUGGUGUGGCACCAUGGUGAAGCUGAUUCUCAUUUUGGCUCAAGCCAAGCUAAAGAGCUUCUUGAUCAUUUAGAGUCUGUUCUUGCUAACGAGCCUGUUGUUGUUAAAAGAGGGCAACACAUUGUUGAAGUGAAACCACAGGGUGUAAGUAAAGGUACAGUUGUGGAAAAGUUGAUCUCAAGCAUGAGAAGUAGGGGCAAGUCGCCGGAGUUUCUGUUGUGUAUUGGAGAUGAUCGAUCCGAUGAAGAUAUGUUUGAAAGCAUUGCAAGUCAUGUAGAGAAUCCAUCUUUGCCAGCUAUAGCAGAAGUGUUUGCUUGCACAGUUGGUCAAAAACCAAGUAUGGCAAAAUACUAUCUUGAUGAUACCUCAGAUGUUAUUAAACUGCUUCAAGGCCUUGCUGCUGCUGCCUCAGGACCUAAAAAUAAUACUGAGGAUGUUUAAUAAUAUUGGUUUAUAGUUUUUUGUUUCUCUUUUUUAAUAGUGAUGUGGAUAGACAUGUACAGAGCAAUAGAUAGUUUUUGUUUAAUUUCACAAUUACAGUUCUAAAUGGAACUCUAAUACCAAAUUAUCAACAGAUCCAUAUUUUUCCCAAAUUUUGGGAUGAAAUUUCUUAUGUCAGUACAGAUUUUAUAUUUUUUCUGCUUGAAUCAAAUAAACCAGUUAUAGAUUUCAA